Messenger RNA from Betta splendens (Siamese fighting fish), 1488 nucleotides. RefSeq lists its product as uncharacterized. The record is from RefSeq and is a predicted model, not a curated record. The coding region runs from base 1 to 942 and encodes 313 amino acids. NCBI's taxonomy places the organism in Eukaryota, Metazoa, Chordata, Actinopteri, Anabantiformes, Osphronemidae. The transcript has 6 exons.
AUGUUUGUUUUUCAGUGUAACUUCCUCUUUGUUCCUGGACAAGGAGGAGCCACAAAUCCUCUAAAAAGAAGUGGAAAGCUAAAAAUAAUUGUUGGGAGCAUCGGACUGAAGAUGAGGUUUUCUGUGUUUUUUCUUCUGUUGUUAGACGUCUCUCUUCUGAAGGGGCAGCAGAGGGUUGACGAGUUUGAAGACAUUUUGUUGAAACUCGCUUUCCCUUCUUUUUACAAUAGCUAUAAGAAGUCCUGCUGUAAACUCUAUCCAGGAGGAUGUUACAGACUCCUGGACAGCACUGGCUACACCUGUGAUUUACUGAGAGGGAGAGUUACCAAAACCGAGAAGGAUGGUUGGAUCGAAUUCAAAAUAUCAAACGUGCAGGUUGUGGAUGGAGGCUACUACAGAUGUUUUGUGCUGGGCUCCUUUAACCCCAUCUACAGUGACCAUUAUGUGGAGGUCUCAGAAGCUUCAUUUCACCACAGCCGAUCUCUGCCUCCUGUGACAACGGCCACCAACACCGCCACAACCACCCCAGCCUCCAGUGGACCUGCGAUGGCAGAGGACCACGGUGACAGCCCCAGAGUGUCCUGGAGCUUUGGCCUCCCGCUAGCAGUUAUUGUGUCCAUUACAGUGAUGGCUCUGGUCGCAUCAGUGAUUGGUCUUGUUUGCUUCAGACUGAAUGCAAAACAUAAACAGUCAGACAAAUUUGGAGCAACAGAGCGUGAGUCACUGAAACAACAGACUCUGGACACGAGCGGCGUAGUUUACACAACAUUGGACUUCAGAGCUCAGCAGAAACCAGCAGAGGUCUAUGAAAACCUGCCGAGGCACAAAACCCAAGCAGCGGCCCCCAGCCCCACCUGGAACGCUGAGCAUGCUGGGAUGGUGGAGUACUCCACACUGGCCAUCCAGCAGGGACGUCAGAGGGAAGUAGCCUGUGUCACUUAGUCACUGUUUGUACUAAUCAGUCCAUGUAAGGUGUGAAGGUUAAACAAAAAGGUUUCACGAUGAUUUCAGCACAAUAGCAUAAUAUGAAGUGGUUAAUAUUUUUGAUUGUUUAUUCUAUGAUGUGUCCAUAAAGUUCACAGGUUCUUCUAAUUAACUUGGAUUGUUUAAUGUUGUUAAACAAUGUAGUAAACUAAAACUAAACAGUUUGCAUUGAUAUGUUUGUGUUACAGCCACUGCUGAUGAUGAUAUUGGACUUUACAGACAGACAGAUUGAUGCAGAAUAGGAUGUGUAUCGGUGUAUCUGCAUUAAACCAUAAACAUAUAUAAUAAAUUAUACUACACACAUUUAAAUUUCUGAAGGGACUGACUUCAAUGUGAGGAACGUGUUUGUCUUCUAGCUGAUGAACUUCCUUUUCAUUUUUUCAUCUUGUGACGAGAAGCCUAAAAUCAUUUAAGCAACUGGAAAACUAGAAACAAGACUUUUUUUGUAGUGAUGGUGGUGGUUUGUGUAAUAUGUAUAUAAUAUGAGCUAUGCUUUUAGACAUU